Messenger RNA from Drosophila subobscura, 1185 nucleotides. RefSeq names its product putative odorant receptor 69a. The record is from RefSeq and is a predicted model, not a curated record. The transcript is spliced from 3 exons. Gene Ontology annotation, cellular component: plasma membrane. The coding region runs from base 1 to 1185 and encodes 394 amino acids. Gene Ontology annotation, molecular function: odorant binding; olfactory receptor activity. NCBI's taxonomy places the organism in Eukaryota, Metazoa, Arthropoda, Insecta, Diptera, Drosophilidae. Gene Ontology annotation, biological process: sensory perception of smell; detection of chemical stimulus involved in sensory perception of smell.
AUGCAGUUAGAGGACUUGAUGAGUUAUCAGGACUUUGCCUUCCGUUAUUUAGGCAUGGCACCCCGUUUUGAGUGGCCCGACCGGAGGACAGUGGCGCCAAAGCAGACGGCGACCAGACAGAUCAUAUGUGUAGUGGGGGCCCUCAGUUUGGCCUAUCAAAGUCUUGGUACGAUCGUCUACUGGGCAAUGUUUAACAGUCAAACAAAGGAAAUAGGUAUGUACGUGGCAAAGAUCGCGGAGAUGGGCAGUGUGCUGGGGCUUAGCCUAGCAGGGUUCCUAAACAUCUGGGUAUUGACGUACAAGAGACCCAAGAUCGAGGUGGUACUUGCUGAGCUGCAAGAGUUGUACCCCGAGCCAAGGAGGAGGUACUAUCGUAUUCGACACUACAAUGAGCAGGGGGUAGGCUUAAUGAAGUUCGUGACCAUGUUCUACGUGAUAUUCAUUAUAUACUACAACAUCGCGCCACUUGUAGUCCUCCUGUGGGAGCACCACAUGGACUCGCAGGAUAUUAGCUACAGGGCGCAGAGCUACACGUGGUAUCCAUGGCGUGUACAUGGCUCAGCUCUGGGCUACGCGGCAGCCUAUCUAACUCAGGCCAUUGGCGGUACUGUCGCAGUGGGCUUCAGUAUGUCUAUUCAGCAUUUGAUCUGUUUAUUCACCGUCCAACUGCAGCUGCAUUUUGAUGCCCUGGCCAGUCAGUUGACUGCCCUUGAUGCCAAAGAGUUCACAGCGAAUGAACAGCUCCGAUUCUUGAUCACGUACCACCUUCGCAUACUCCGGCUUGCUGACCAAAUAAAUCGACUGUUUGACUUUACCUUCAUGAUCAGUCUGGUCGUUUCGACCUUCGCUAUUUGUCUGACAAGCAUAGCCAUGCUCUUGCUCGACUUGAACACAGCCUUACAGUACUUAAGUGGACUCAUCGCCUUUGUCAUCCAUCAUUUUGUAAUUUGCUAUAGGGGCAGUGUGGUCACUGUGUCGAGUGACAAAGUAAUGCCGGCUGCUUUCUACAACAACUGGUAUGAGGGCGACCUGGCCUACAGGAAGAUGUUGCUCAUCUUAAUGAUGUGCUCUACUAAACCCUACAUCUGGAGAACAUAUAAUCUGGUACCUGUUUCCAUAGAAACCUACAUGGCUACCCUGAAAUUUUCAUAUCAGAUGUUUACUUGUGCGCGGUCGCUGAAAUAG